UUCCAUCGAAAUGACGGGCACGUUCUCUGAUCUCACAAAGAAGGAAGAUCUGCGUGUCUCUGCUUGGUGCAAACAAUGCUGGCGCGUUGCCCGGAUAGUAUUAAACAUGUGGACACGGGAGAGCUGGCUAUCACGAUUCUGUUGAUAAAUCUAUCCCCAUUUGAUAUCCUGCGCUGCCGGUAUAUCUUUCGUCAUGACGGAAUCUCGCAGCUUUGCUUGCCUGCUUUCCUUCGACAGAAGAUACCGCGGACAUUUCAUGGUGGUCAUCGUGUUCCUGCAGUUGUUCACUGCGACUGGGCCUGCCUACACUUACAGCAUUCUCUUCGUUAGUGUUCAAGAGGAAUUUGCUGCAGGGGCGGCAUUAACGGGGUGGUUAGGAUCACUUGCGGCCGCUUUGAUUUUUUGUAGCCCGAUAUCUCCCGUGCUCAUCAAGCGAUUGGGUCCCAGGGUGGUGGCCAUGCUAGGAGCCGCACUGCUGUCCUGCGGACUAGUUGCAACAUCAUUCGUGCCUGCUCUGGCCUACGCCUUCCUGACGUUCGGAGUCCUCGUCGGCGUCGGCGGGAAUUUUAUAUUUCAGUCGGGAGUCAAGGUUAUAUUUGACUGGUAUCCAAGAGAGAACUGCUCCAGGGCUACUGCUGGGGCACUGUUGGGCCCAUCUGUGGGUAUUUUGGCGUUUGCUCCGCUCCUAAAUGCACUGAUUACGGCAUACGGAUGGCGCAACGCUCUGCGGAUAAUUGGUGGCGGAUGUUUUGUCAUAAGUGCAGCCUGCGGUGCGUUCAUCGCUAGCCCGACCGAAGAGAAAACGCGAGAGAACGGAGUCGAAGAAGGGAAGGAUGCUUCUACUGACCCAGCUAGCGAGGUCGCUGCCGAUGACAGUACCGAGGGAGCGACAUUCCGACGUACCCUCGCCAGGGUCCUGCUUCGAGCAGACACGUGGCUUUGGCUCAUUGGAUUUAUGUUGAGCAGUCUUGGUUGGGCAUUCUUCAUCAUUAAUUAUGCAAGCUUCAUGGAGUACGAUCGAGGAUUCACCCCUAACCAGGUUACCGUGUCCUUGGUCUUGGGAGCAGUCGGGGAAAUCCUUGGCAAGUUGUUGUUCUCGAUCUUCGGCGAUCGUCUGCCGUGUCUCAAGAUCUACGCCGUGGCCGUAACGGGCAUACUGGGAGCUGUCGCAUCUGGCCUGGUGACUGUGUUGUACAGCGUGACGGCUAUGUACAUAUUUUCAUUCGUCGUGGGAUUUGUUCGCGGUGUGUCGUAUGUUUGUCCCUACCCCGCAGCGAUGGAGAUAUUCGGAGACUUCGGAUCUGAUAUAGUCACUAUGUUACUGCUUGUGCCGAUCGGCAUCGGGCUAUUUAUUGGUGGUCCUUUGACAGGUGGUCUUUACGACUUGACGGGAGACUACACACUUAGCCUGCUCAUCGUUGCAGCCAUAUUUGUAUGCUCAACAGUCAGCUUGAUGAUCAUUCCUUUAAAGAGGCGGCUUGAAACCAGACGAGUUGCGCGAAAUUCGCAUGGCGCAUCGGUAGACGCCUCCAAGGUGCCCGCUGAAACUCCGGUCGCUGGCGACUCACUAGAUCUUCGGGGCACCAAUUCCCACAAUCCCCACAGAGGACAGAAUAAAUCUAGGCAACUUUUUGUGGGCUAAGCCUUGGUAAAACUCACAACAUAAUGUAUAUAAUAGUAUUUUAUGAAAGAAUGUGUUUGAAUGAACCCAAUACAGGGUGGCCCAAAAAACCCGGAACGGCACUUCUCUGAGACGCAAACAACCUAUACCAAUGCACGGAGAAUUCUGUUAAAAGAAAAAUGAAACCAAGAUCGCCCGAUUCGUUCCAGUAGUUUUUGUUCUACAGCCUUAAACAAGGUUGGCAGUCAUUUUGUCCCGAUGAAUUACUAACCGCGUAACUUAAUUAGAUGGAGGCAUUAAUUGUCAUGUAAUUAUACCCACAUAAUGAAAGACGUGUGCUUCACACACACAAAAAUGCUCAGCAGCAAAAACUAUUGGACCGAAUCGGGAGAUCUUGGUUUCAUAUUUCUUCUAAAAAGAAAUCUAUUGGUACAGGUGGUUUGAGUCUCAAGGUUGUGGAAGUGUACAUGCCGUUCCGUUUUUGUAGGCCACCCUGUAUAGGCUAGUCAUGGGCGUCGCCAGGAUUUUUUUCUAGAGGGGGGCAAAACAUAUUUUUCCCAAAAAUAUCCUGUAUUUCUCAACAUAUUCUCGAUUUCUCAGUUUUAGAGGGGGGCAGGGACAUCCCCCCC
This is a messenger RNA of Patiria miniata (bat star), 2250 nucleotides long. RefSeq names its product monocarboxylate transporter 13-like. The transcript has 6 exons. The record is from RefSeq and is a predicted model, not a curated record. Lineage: Eukaryota; Metazoa; Echinodermata; Asteroidea; Valvatida; Asterinidae. Gene Ontology annotation, molecular function: transmembrane transporter activity. Gene Ontology annotation, biological process: transmembrane transport. The coding region runs from base 194 to 1642 and encodes 482 amino acids.